GGGGUCGCUUUCACAGCAGCAUCACCGCUGAAAGCAGCAGAGAGACAUGCAAAGGGAUGUAAGAUGGCAGAGCUACAAAUGCUGCUAGAGGAGGAAAUCCCUGCCGGUAAAAGAGCUCUUGUAGAAAGCUACCAGAACCUGUCCCGGGUUGCGGAAUACUGUGAAAACAAUUAUGUACAGGCCCAAGACAAGAAGAAGGCCCUGGAGGAGACCAAGGCCUACACCACCCAGUCACUGGCCAGCGUGGCCUACCAGAUCAAUGCCUUAGCCAACAAUGUGCUGCAGCUGCUGGACAUCCAGGCCUCCCAACUGCGGCGCAUGGAGUCCUCAAUCAACCAUAUCUCACAGACAGUGGACAUUCAUAAGGAAAAGGUGGCUCGUCGUGAAAUCGGCAUCCUGACUACAAAUAAGAACACGUCCCGUACGCACAAGAUCAUUGCCCCGGGCAACAUGGAGCGACCAGUGCGCUACAUUCGAAAACCCAUCGAUUACACUCUGCUGGAUGACGUGGGACACGGAGUCAAAUGGCUUAAGGCCAAGCAACAUGGAAACAAUGCAGCUGGGCGAGGAGGGACACUUUCCAGGACCAAUCCCCCUACACAGAAACCCCCAAGCCCACCUAUGGCUGGUCGUGGUACUUUGGGGCGCAACACUCCAUAUAAGACACUGGAACCUGUGAAACCUCCAGUGGUCCCCAAUGAUUACAUGACCAGCCCUGCUCGACUAGGCAGCCAGCACAGCCCUGCACGCACAGCCUCACUCAACCAGAGGCCGAGGACACACAGUGGCAGCAGUGGUGGUAGUGGUGGCAGAGAGAACAGUGGAAGCAGUGGAGUGGGUGUCCCACUAGCAGUUCCAACUCCCUCACCUCCCAGUAUGGGGCAUGCGGCGACAGCCUCAGCCUCAGUGCCUCAGGGACCCGGUUUGGGUCCCAUUCCAAUGUCCCAGUUCGGCACCAUAUCUCGCCAGAUUUCCCGUCACAACAGCUCUACCACUUCCUCGGCCUCCAUGGUAUCGGCCACUGGCACGUACCGCCGAGCACCUUCUGUCUCCUCCCAACAGCCCCACAUCAAUGGAGGUCCCGCCUACCAACAGAACUCAAUGACUGUGGCUCCUCCUCCUCCUCCACCCAUGGUCCAACUGACCCCACAGAUCCCCCUUACUGGCUUUGUGGCCAGAAUGCAGGAGAGCAUAACAGACAGUCCGGCCCUGCCCCCUCCACCUCUCCCUGAAGACAUGACUGUGUUUGAGGAGCCCUCUCCUCCUCCUCCUCCCCCACCAGUGGACUAUGAGGAAGAAGAGGCCGCAGUGGUCCACUACAGCGAUCCUUACGCCGAUGGAGACCCACACUGGGCCCCAAAGGCUUAUUUAGAAAAAGUUGUAGCCAUCUAUGACUACACCAAGGACAAAGAGGAUGAGCUGUCCUUCAUGGAAGGAGCCAUCAUCUACAUCAUCAAGAAAAAUGAUGAUGGCUGGUUUGAAGGAGUCUGCAACGGUGUGACUGGACUCUUCCCAGGAAACUACGUUGAGUCAAUCAUGCACUAUGCUGACUAAAAAAAAGUAAUUAAACACUGUACUAGAGUUGUGAACAGAGGCAAAACUACAAAUGUGUCAAGUCUAGAAUUUACAAAUGGCUGUGUAUUUGGGAUUUGUGCACGCAUGAUUUUGUUCUGGUCCAACAAGUAUCACAAAAAA
Messenger RNA from Thalassophryne amazonica, 1695 nucleotides. Its product is annotated as abl interactor 1-like. Lineage: Eukaryota; Metazoa; Chordata; Actinopteri; Batrachoidiformes; Batrachoididae. Bases 64 to 1554 code for a protein of 496 amino acids. Gene Ontology annotation, molecular function: SH3 domain binding. The record is from RefSeq and is a predicted model, not a curated record. Gene Ontology annotation, cellular component: intracellular anatomical structure; lamellipodium. The transcript is spliced from 11 exons.